AUGCACCAGCUUUAUCAAGCAGAUGGUGUGGCUGGGAAGCAGUAUAGUCACGUAAGCCUACUUCAGGAGCUCUGGGAAUGCACAUCUAAUGUUAAUAGCAUCGGGACUCGACAUAUUAAGAUAUGGAGAGUGGAAGACAGUCGGCCAGUAUCACCAUCAAAACAGCGUUUUGCUCUUGAUGGAACACCAAUACCACUACCAGCAAUACCUACCCUGAAGACCUUGACAGGAAGAAAUGUCCUACUUGGUCCUUUGGUAGAGGCGACAUUCACGACUUUGGCAGCAAUCUCGGAACAUAAAGCAAUCGUCUGCUCUGAGAAGGGGGACGUAUGCUUACUUGACGAUACAGAAGGUUCAAGACUGAUGAAGCUCGCGACCACCGGUUUCAAUAUCACAUGUAUCGCCGUGGAUACGGAAGCGAGAAGAGUACGAAUCGGAGGACGGAAUGGGAACGUGAGGUCGAUGAGCCUAGACCAUUUAUUGAAUCCUGCGACACCUCCCGAAUCUCCAACUCCUUCGGUCGUGGAGUCUAACCCGUCAAAUGACGCCGGACGUCUCUGUGCAAUGGGAUACGCCGCUAGAAGCUUGAUAACUGUCGAUUCAAAACAUUCGAUAGAGAUAUCAAUGCCAGGAUCAGAUGAUGCGGAUCCCCAAAUGCAGAACACACCAUUUCCAGCGCAUGGUGACUCGGUACUUGGUGUCAGGCUGCUCUCACCCGACAACGAGAUGAAAGCUGCAUUUCUAACCUGGUCUGCAAAUGGUACUGUCGUCUUCUGGGAUCUAGAUGGUAGCAGUAAAGCUUCCUUAGCAGUGGAAGUAGAACAGCUCCCAGCAAACGAGGAAGAACUUCCGAACCAGUGUCAAAUUGUGCGCGCUUCGAAAGGAGUCGCAUUUCUGGUUACUGGAGAUAGGUAUGGGGUAUUGAGAGUGAUAAACCCAGUUACCCAGAGCUGUGUCUUCGAAACGAGGGCUCAUAUGUCGAACAUUCAAGAUAUUGCAAUCUACGAAACCGAAGAUUGCACAUUAAUAGCAACCUGUGGUAGAGAUCGUACAGUCCAGCUGUUCCGGUUGAUGUCAGAUCAAUGGGUUCUGAUGCAGACACUGGACGACCACUCCGCCAGCGUUUGCGGCCUGUUCUUUGCAGAGAAUGGUGAGAAGUUGAUCUCUUGCUCUACAGACAGAACAAUUCACAUCAGACAGAUAGUGAAGAAAGAUGUGGGUGGUCAGGAGGUGAUGGGAGCGGUACCGGUCCGCAUCAUCACACUCAAGGCAACUCCAGUAUCGAUGGCUGCCUGUUUUGCGGAUCAGAUGGGCAACUUUGUGGUCUCUUUACUGGACAGGACUGUGGCAACCUAUGAGAUAUCUAGUGGGCGACUUAUCAGUUCCUUCAAGGUUAGCGAUAACGAGGCACAAGAUGCUGUGGUGUUGGAUUCUCUGGUUAUGGGCAUGCCGAGCGUUUCCCCUGGACGGCCAACCAUACUUGCCGGAGUUUCGAGUACAGACAAGUCGGUCAGAAUAUAUGACGGAAACACAGGCUCUUUCCUGGACAGAGAAUGGGGACACACAGCUAGUGUCACUGAUGUGGCGUUGCUCGAAAUCCCUGAUUCUGACCAGAAAACUCUUAUCAGUACAGGAGCUGAUGGGACGAUCAUGAUCUGGGAUCUUUCUCCCAGGACACCUGAAUUUCCGGAACCAAUUGACGCGAAUAUAAAUCGUGAUCCAUCUCCUCCCAAGGACACAGCGUCGAGUCGGCCGCCGCUCAGACGAGUACUUUCAAAGGCAGAAUUAGCCGAAUUUCAGCGAGCCUCACCUCUUUCGACACCAACAGGUAAUCGUUCACCACCGAGAGCAGUUCGAAGGAAAACAUCGAGAUAUGGACUCUCAACGCAAUCUCCUACACUGGCCCCACCUGUGCCUACCGUAAACUCGAAGCAUUUCGUCUCUGCGUCUGACGAUUCAGGUAUCCGCCGUACGGUUCGAAAUCGAUCACGGAGCCCACCAAGUCCGAAAGGAAAGGAUAUGAGACGUCCGUCACUUGCCUCGCUUGACUCCCGAGGAAGAACAAAGAGUACAGGAAACUUUAGUGAGUUCGGCACAUUAAAUAUGGCGACAGAGCAAGCCUGUCGAACACUUCGAGCAUAUCGGAAGAAACUGCUCUCAUCCGAAACAGUAAGGGAGGAAGCUUUGCAGGAAUUGGACCAAGAGCUGCGCCUCACGGCAAUGGCAUUAGGGGAGAAGAAUCUGAAGGCAAAAGCCAUCAGCGAGACAGUCCUGACAGGAUUGCUAGAUUCGUACUCUGACAGACUGGUUUCAUUAUUCGACGAGAAACUCAGGUUAUCACGACAAGAUUCGAACGAGUUACCGAUUCCAGAACUUGAAGAACGACCAAAGACAGCUGGCACUAUACCACUUGCUUCGCCAGCAGCAAUAACUUAA
Cadophora gregata is the source of this 2436-nucleotide messenger RNA. RefSeq lists its product as uncharacterized. The coding region runs from base 1 to 2436 and encodes 811 amino acids. The record is from RefSeq and is a predicted model, not a curated record. Lineage: Eukaryota; Fungi; Ascomycota; Leotiomycetes; Helotiales; Ploettnerulaceae. Gene Ontology annotation, cellular component: mitotic spindle. Gene Ontology annotation, molecular function: protein binding. Gene Ontology annotation, biological process: regulation of mitotic cell cycle; mitotic spindle organization. The transcript has a single exon.